Molecule: messenger RNA, 984 nt
Organism: Antrostomus carolinensis (chuck-will's-widow)
Lineage: Eukaryota; Metazoa; Chordata; Aves; Caprimulgiformes; Caprimulgidae
Product: leucine-rich repeat-containing protein 14-like
Exons: 2
Cellular component (GO): cytoplasm
Source: RefSeq, a predicted model, not a curated record
AUGGACACCCUCCUCUUCCUCUGCGCCCGCCACCUGGUGAGUCACCUCCCCGGCACCCGCCGCGCCCUGGAGCUGCUCCCGGCCGAGCUCUACCCCGUCCUCUUCCGAGUGGCCUUCCUGGACGGACGGGUCCUGGCCCUACGGGACCUGGUGGGGACGUGGCCGUUCCCCGUCCUCAGCUUCCAGCACCUCCUGGGUCACCGGGAUGGUUGUCACCGUCACCGGGAUGGUUGUCACCGUCACCAGGAUGGCUGUCCCAGGAAGUUGUGUGUCCAGGCUGUCAUCCUGGCUGUGGUGACACAUCUCCGGCGGGCGCUGGAGGUGGCUUCUCGUGGGAUGAGUGACAAUCGCUGCCACCUCCGGCUCUUGGACAUGACGGGUCUCCAGGAUGACGUCACCAACCACGACACCGAGGGGAUGAGUUUAUGGUCCAGCACGGUGACUUUGGCCAAAGCUUGUCUAGAAAUCACCAAACACCAAAAGGAAUAUUUGAAACAUCAUUCCAAACGCCAUAAAGGUCCCACCACCACCUCAACAUCUCCACAACCCAUCGGCGGCGUGGAGAUCUUCACCGAUCUCUUCGUCAACGCCACCUCCUUCACCAUCUUACGUGACGCUCUCCAGAGCGGACUCACCGGUCUUCUACAUCUUAAAUGCCGCCAUUUUCACGCUGAAGAACUUUCCAUCGCCGGCACCGUGAGUUUGGUGGAAUCUCUGGACCCUGUUGGGGUCAGACGGGUGGAUUUACGCUUCAAUAAUUUCGGGUUGAGCGGACUUUGUGCAGUUUUACCUCAUCUCACCAGAUUUCCACAUCUUCUCAGUCUUAAAUUACCCUACAGCAAUGUUGACGUGAGAAAGAUGGCUGCCGGGAUGGAUGUCGGUCUACGAUGUCUCGCCGAGCAGUUGGGGAGGUUGGUCAACCUCAAGGAACUUAAUUUGGGUUCUUCUAGGCUUUCGGGGAAACUGAGGCAACUUCUUGGGUAA